Messenger RNA from Rhizopus microsporus ATCC 52813, 1032 nucleotides. Its product is annotated as SMAD/FHA domain-containing protein. Gene Ontology annotation, cellular component: cytoplasm. Lineage: Eukaryota; Fungi; Mucoromycota; Mucoromycetes; Mucorales; Rhizopodaceae. The transcript has 6 exons. Gene Ontology annotation, molecular function: protein binding. Bases 1 to 1032 code for a protein of 343 amino acids. The record is from RefSeq and is a predicted model, not a curated record.
AUGACAGACUCCUUGGUUACGAUGCCAAUGUCUGAUGAUGAUUCUAUGACAGUUAAACUAGUCACCAAGCGUAGAUCAUCACAAGUAUUCACAGUGAUAUUAAAACCUUAUAAUCCUCAUUUUCAAACAAGGACAUUAGAAGUGAGAGAUAAAACGCGCAUCAAGAUUGGAAGACAGACAUCAAGCAAGACACUGCCAUCGCCGUAUAAUGGAUUCUUUGAUUCCAAAGUGCUUUCAAGGCAGCAUGCAGAGAUAUUUUGUGAUAAACAAAAAGUUUACAUCAGAGAUAUCAAGUCAAGUAAUGGUACGUUCGUGAAUGGUUACAGGCUGUCAGCAGAAGGAGAAGAGAGUGAACCAUAUGAGAUCAGAUCGAACGAUAAGGUGGAAUUUGGAGUUGAUAUUGAUAACAUGUAUCAUAAGGUAUCUUGUGUGGUGUACAUAUACCCCUUACCGUUAUCCCAGGUGGAUGAUAAUAUACUCCAAGAGAUACAGCAACCAUUGUAUGAAACGAAGCUAUCUCGCAAAUCAUCUGUUGAUACCAUUUCAAGCCAACACAGUGUUCAAUACCCUCAAGAAGAAAAGAAAGCACCAAAUAGAUUAGAGAGCGUCCUAUUACAAUUACAAAACGAGAUUGAGAAAUCAAAAAGAGUUCAGGACGAAUUGAAGGGAGUGAAGGAAACUAUACUGGAUUUGGAUAGAACGGUUCAGCAAGACAAUAAACAUAACUUGCAACAUAGAUUGAACGAAGCAGAAAUGACUAUUAAAUCUUUUCAUGAGAAAUGGAAAUAUCAACAGCAAUCCAUUGAAACUGCUAAAGGAGAGAUCAGAAGACUGGAGAAAGAAGUAUCCGAGUUUAAUGCGGUCAAACUGAAACUGACAAAUGAGUUGGAACAAGAGAUUAAGAAAUCAAAGCUUCUUGAAGAACAGUUGAAUAAUAACAAGAUUCCAUGGAUGCAGACUAAAAAUAUACAAUUCGUGUUUGCUCUCUUGGUUGGUGUUAUAUCCACUUUAGUUUAUAUUUUGUAUCAUUAA